Messenger RNA from Vidua macroura (Pin-tailed whydah), 1268 nucleotides. It is a transcript of the gene DHPS, whose product is annotated as deoxyhypusine synthase. Gene Ontology annotation, molecular function: deoxyhypusine synthase activity. Lineage: Eukaryota; Metazoa; Chordata; Aves; Passeriformes; Viduidae. The record is from RefSeq and is a predicted model, not a curated record. Gene Ontology annotation, cellular component: cytoplasm. Gene Ontology annotation, biological process: peptidyl-hypusine biosynthetic process.
CGCAGCCGUACGGCGCGGGGAGGGGGGCGUGGCCCAAGAUGGCGGCGCCCUGAGCGGCGCGGCGGAGCCAUGGCGGCGCCGGGAGAGGCGCCGGGAGAGGCGCUCCGGGCCGUGCUGCGGCCCAGCGGGGCCCUCCCGGCCGAGGCCCUCCCGGUGCGCGGCUACGACUUCUCGGGCGGCGCGGACCACGCGGCGCUGCUCCGCUCCUUCCGCACCACCGGCUUCCAGGCCACGAGCUUCGCGCAGGCCGUGGCCGAGAUCGAGCGGAUGAUCGCGGCCAAGCUGGAGCCGCUGAGCGCGGAGCAGCGGGAGCGAGCGGCCAUGGCCGGGCCGCGGCCGCCCUCGGGCUGCACCAUUUUCCUGGGCUUCACCUCCAACCUCGUCAGCUCCGGCGUGAGGGAGAGCAUCCGCUACCUCGUGCAGCACGGCAUGGUGGACGUGCUGGUGACCACGGCCGGGGGGGUCGAGGAGGAUCUGAUCAAGUGCCUGGCGCCCACCUACAUCGGGGACUUCCACCUGCGGGGCCGCGACCUGCGGGAGAGCGGCAUCAACAGGAUCGGGAACCUGCUGGUGCCCAACGACAACUACUGCAAGUUCGAGGACUGGCUGAUGCCCAUCCUGGAGAGGAUGGUGGACGAGCAGGACACGCAGGGCGUGCGGUGGACGCCGUCCCGGAUGAUCGCCCGGCUGGGCAAGGAGAUCAACAACCCCGAGUCCAUCUGUUACUGGGCCCAGAAGAACAACAUCCCGGUGCUGAGCCCGGCGCUCACCGACGGCUCCCUGGGGGACAUGAUCUUCUUCCACUCCUACAAACGCCCGGGGCUCGUGCUGGACAUCGUGGAGGACCUGCGCCUCAUCAACACCCAGGCCAUCUUUGCCCACAAGACCGGCAUGAUCAUCCUGGGCGGGGGUCUGGUCAAGCACCACAUCGCCAACGCCAACCUCAUGCGGAACGGCGCCGAUUUCUCCGUCUACGUCAACACGGCGCAGGAGUUCGACGGCUCCGACUCGGGCGCACGGCCAGACGAGGCCGUGUCCUGGGGCAAGAUCCGCGUGGACGCCACCCCCGUCAAGGUCUACGCCGACGCCUCGCUCGUGUUCCCGCUGCUCGUGGCCGAGACGUUCGCCCGGAGCGCUGACGCCUUCGCGGUGCCCGCGGGGACCCCCGAGGCAUGAGGGACCCCCAGGGACUGAAGGACCCCCGAGGCCUGAGGGACCCCCAGGGACUGAAGGACCCCCGAGGACUGAGGGACACCCGAGGCCUGGGG